Messenger RNA from Dipodomys ordii (Ord's kangaroo rat), 2020 nucleotides. It is a transcript of the gene Gatm, whose product is annotated as glycine amidinotransferase (L-arginine:glycine amidinotransferase). The transcript has 8 exons. Gene Ontology annotation, biological process: creatine biosynthetic process. Lineage: Eukaryota; Metazoa; Chordata; Mammalia; Rodentia; Heteromyidae. The record is from RefSeq and is a predicted model, not a curated record. Gene Ontology annotation, molecular function: amidinotransferase activity. The coding region runs from base 88 to 1074 and encodes 328 amino acids. Gene Ontology annotation, cellular component: mitochondrion.
CCAGCAGCAGCAGCAGCAGCAGCAGCAGCGAGGCAGCGCGGGGAGAACCGGGGACAGUUCCGCUGGCGGAGCAGCCGGGCCGGGACGAUGCUGCGGGUGCGGUGCCUGCGCGGGGGGAGCCGCGGCGCCGAAGCGGUGCACUACAUCGGGUCUCGGCUAGGACGAAUCUUAACAGGAUGGGUGCAGCGAACUUUCCAGAGCACCCAGGCAGCUCCAGCUUCCUCCCAGAAUUCCUGUGCAGCUGACGACAAGGCCACUGACCCCCUGCCCAAAGACUGCCCUGUCUCCUCCUACAACGAAUGGGACCCCUUAGAGGAAGUGAUCGUGGGCAGAGCGGAAAACGCCUGUGUACCACCAUUCACCGUGGAGGUGAAGGCCAACACAUAUGAAAAGUACUGGCCAUUUUAUCAGAAGUAUGGAGGGCAUUCUUUUCCCAAAGAUCAUUUGAGAAAGGCUGUGGCUGAAAUUGAAGAAAUGUGCAAUAUUUUAAAAAUGGAAGGAGUGACAGUGAAAAGACCUGACCCCAUCGACUGGUCCCUGAAGUAUAAAACUCCAGAUUUUGAAUCUACAGGUUUAUACAGUGCGAUGCCACGAGACAUCCUGAUGGUUGUGGGAAAUGAGAUUAUUGAGGCUCCCAUGGCAUGGCGUGCACGCUUCUUUGAAUACCGUGCGUACAGGUCAAUUAUCAAAGACUACUUCCAUCGUGGCGCCAAGUGGACAACAGCUCCUAAACCCACAAUGUCUGAUGAGCUCUAUGAUCAGGUUAAAUCUGGUGGCCAAAUUGAUCUUUUCAAGAAAGCUGGAUGGACCAUAGUUACUCCACCAAUACCGGUCAUCCCAGAUGAUCACCCACUCUGGAUGUCAUCCAAAUGGCUUUCCAUGAAUGUCUUAAUGUUAGAUGAAAAACGUGUUAUGGUGGAUGCCAAUGAAGUCCCAAUCCAAAAGAUGUUUGAGAAGCUGGGCAUCAGUACCAUUAAGGUUAACAUUCGUAAUGCCAAUUCCCUGGGAGGAGGCUUCCAUUGCUGGACCUGCGAUGUCCGCCGCCGAGGUGCCCUUCAGUCCUACUUUGACUGAGUAGGCCUGGUGGGGCUUGAGACAUGGCCUUAGAAACACCUGAAGAAGCUUAGGGGCAAGGUUCAUUCUCCCGCUUUAAAAACUGCAUGAAUUGUAGUGCUUUAAACAAUCAUAUCCUUAACAGGGGUCUCAAGCCUGGUUUACUUUUAUUACUUUUCUUUGACAUAAGGAAAAUAACUUCUACUAAGUUUUCCUUUCUUCUAAAGUUAGUUACUACUUGUCUUCAAGUAUAAAAAUUGGGCAAAUGUGUACCAAGACAAAAAUUAGUCACUUGGAUAACUUGGCCACUAAUAUUUAACCAUCUACCUCUGUUUUUUUUAAUUUUCUUUCCAAAAGGCAGCUUGAAAUGUUGGUCCUAAUCUUAAUCUUUUUUUCCUUUUUGAUAGACUCAUGAAUGUUUGUAUGACUUCUUUUUUUUCUAAAUGAGAGAAAGACUUGGAAAGGUACAGAUCCUAAAUAGAGCCAAACAACUCUCUUUUUCUGAAGAAGAAUUUGGGAAGUUCUUAAUUUUUUGUUUUUAAAACAAUAACCUAGACUAUGCAAACAUUAAAGUGGAUUUUCCAUGAAUAUUAACAUUCUCAUCUCAGCAGUUAUGAUAUGUGUUACUAAAACCCAUGUCAUACAACUUACCUCAUUUCAAGUGAAGUAUUUUUAUCUUGAUCUUUUCCUCUUUCCAAAAUUUUUCACAACUAUUUAGUAUACUAGGAGAUAGCUAUCAAUUCCCACCCCUGAAUUUUAAUGCUCAAUAUCUAAUAGGUACAUUGCAUCUUUAGCAAUCUAAGAUCUGUUUACAUAUGUGCAAAUUAUUUAAAGCAUAGAUUUAAAAGCAUUUUUAAAGCUAAUGGUGGUAAAAAAAAACCUAUAUGCAAUGUGAAGUAAUUUUAAUGUUGGAUACUAUACAUGUAUUUUUAUUCUAAUAAACUUUUGUGCUUCAGAUUGGAUUUUA